UAAUACUGUCCUCAAUUUUACCUCCAAAAUAUCUUCCCUUUAUAGCAUUGAAUCUUCUUUUUAUCAUUAAUAAAUAUUAUAGUAUAUUAUUCUCUAUACAUUUUUCCAAAGUUUCGGUGCAUUCAGUGACCCCAACCCAAAUAAUCCAUAGAAGUAAGAAAUUCUCUCUCUUAGGGUUUUCUUUGAGUUGAUAAUUGUUGUUAAAGAAGAUGAAGAUUCAGUGUAACGUCUGUGAAACGGCGGAAGCUACGGUGCUUUGCUGUGCUGACGAGGCGGCGUUGUGCCAUGAUUGUGAUGAGAAAGUUCAUGCUGCUAAUAAGCUUGCUAGCAAGCAUCAGCGUGUUUCUCUAUCUCACUCUUCUUCUCACAUACCUAAAUGCGAUAUUUGUCAGGAUACAGUCGGCUACUUCUUUUGCCUAGAAGAUCGAGCUUUACUUUGUAGGAAAUGUGAUAUUGCCAUCCACACUGCAAAUCCGUUCGUGUCAUCCCAUCAAAGAUUUCUGUUAACUGGAGUAAAAGUGGGACUUGAAGCUGCGGAACCUGGCUCUUCUUCGUCUGGAGGGAGAAGUCAUUCUGGGGAGAAAGUUUCAGAUGCUGAAAAUCGUAGUAGCUUAAAGAGGAGUGCUCCCACAUCAACCACAAGCCAAUACGUCGAAGUAGGCCCUGUUCAAAGAGGAGAUGAGGUUGUUAUGCCUUCAAAGAGGAGCAUGCUAAAGCCAUUGGCUAGUGAAUUUCCCAAAAUCCAACCUGUUCAAAGUGGUGCACUUGAGGACAUAACUCAAUCUAGGAUGACCAUUGCUGGUGGUUCUGCUGUGGGAACCCUUCCUCAGUGGCCCAUAGAUGAAUUUCUUGGGCUGAGUGAUUUCCAAUUAAAUUAUGGUUUUCCUGACAAUGGAACAUCAAAGGCUGAUAGUGGCAAGCUCGGAGAGUCGGACUCUUCUUCAAUCCUGAGGUGCUUAGAAGAUGAUUUGGAUAGCGAUGAUCGGUUGGGCCAGGUUCCAGACGUUUGGACAGUACCGCAGGUGCCUUCACCUCCCACUGCAUCAGGGCUAUACUGGCCUAAAAGUUCUCAGCACUUCGCUGAAAAUGCUGUAUUUGUGCCUGAUAUAUGCUGGUCGCAGGCGCAAAAUCAUCACUUCCAGUAAAUACCAAAGCGCAAUGAUGAUAAAUGAAGGGCGGAAAAUCUAUUCAUCUUCUUAGGCGUUUUAUACUAUUCAAAUUUGCAGAUCCACUCGAUGGUUUAGGUACCAACAUAGCUUAGUUGUGUUGUAUUUUCUUGUGGCUUUACUAAAAUAGUCAAAUGUUUAGGAUUUGUUAUUUAUGAACAAUGUCUGACUACAGUUUAAACUGUAUCUGUAUCAUGAAUCAUAAGAAAAAAUAGGUUAUGUAUGCUUGAAGUGUGGAGAGUAAAUAGACCCAAGGCUAGAAAGACAUGCUGUUAUUUGGUGUCUCCAGUUCUCAUUUCUCAACACCCUGCUCGACUUGCAAGAAGCUAGCCUGAUCCGAGGCUCAAAUCGUCGUUGUUUCCGAGUUUCAACACUAUAGGAUGGCAAGUAAUAUAGUGUUUCCCUGGGUUCUGUAGGCUACAGGUUCAUUUUCAAAGUUGAUAAUGUAAAACUAAUAUUUAUUGUGGAACAUUGCAUGAGAAGGUGCAUAACUGCAUAUGGUUGGUUUUGUCCGUAAA
This is a messenger RNA of Beta vulgaris subsp. vulgaris (sugar beet), 1684 nucleotides long. Its product is annotated as B-box zinc finger protein 22. Gene Ontology annotation, biological process: photomorphogenesis; regulation of DNA-templated transcription. The transcript has 3 exons. Lineage: Eukaryota; Viridiplantae; Streptophyta; Magnoliopsida; Caryophyllales; Amaranthaceae. Gene Ontology annotation, cellular component: nucleus. Bases 210 to 1145 code for a protein of 311 amino acids. Gene Ontology annotation, molecular function: zinc ion binding. The record is from RefSeq and is a predicted model, not a curated record.